AGCGUGCCGACGGAGCCUGCCCGAGAGAGACCCCCCUUUAUGUACAAUCCUUGGCGCAGCGCCGGAGCGUCGGGAGCCUUGAAUUGCGGCGGCGGCGGCGGCAGCGGCGACAGCAGCAGGAGAGGCAACCUCAGGUGUCCUGGUGUUGCGCUGCGAAGGAUGAAGGGCUUCCUCCGUUUGGUUUUGGGCUACCUGGCAGCAGACCUCCUCCCCCCUCUCCUGUGUCAGGCGCAGGAGAAAGUCGGGCAACACCUGGGCAGCAUCGUGAUGCUGUUCGACUCCGGCGGGAACCACAGCCGAGCGGGUGAGCCUCCACCCGCCGACGCCUCGGAGCCGCCCCCCAGCCCGGAAGCAUGCCGGGGCUACUUUGAUGUGAUGGGCCAGUGGGACGAGGCUUUCAACUGCAGCGUCCGCGGCUACCCAUUUUGCUGUGGCACGUGUGGCUUCCGUUUCUGCUGCCAGGAUCAGAAGAGGCGGCUGGACCAGGACGUUUGCACCAACUAUAUCAAGCCCCCCUGGCUUAACGGGCGCAAGAUGACCAACCGCCCCAUGGACUCAUCCCAUGACCCCACCCGUGACAAGACCAAUCUCCUUGUCUACAUCAUCUGUGGGGUGGUUGCUGUGAUGGUUUUGGUGGGCAUCUUCACCAAACUGGGGCUGGAGAAAGCACACCGGCCCCAGCGGGAACACAUGUCCAGAGCUCUGGCAGAUGUGAUGCGACCAGAAGGUGCCUGCAUGACAGAUCACAUGGAAACCGAUCUCAAUAUUGUGGUUCACAUGCAGCAUUACGAGAACAUGGAGACGAGAGCACCUGCUAACAACUUACACGCAACCCAGAUGAAUAAUGUUAUGCCGACAUCACCUCUACUUCCACAACUGGCUCACCCACAUUCUUUCCCAAGCAUGGGGCAGAUUACAAAUCCAUAUGAACAGCAGCCUCCAGGAAAGGAGCUGAAUAAGUAUGCAUCCCUGAAAGCAGUAGCAGACAAAGGUAGCGACGAUUUCUACUCCAAACGGCGUCAUCUGGCCGAGCUGGCUGCGAAAGGGAGCUUACCUCUGCACCCGGUUCACGUGGAAGAGGACCGGCCCUACAUUUUGGAAGGGGGCACCAUGAAACAAAAUGGACAGAAGUCCAAAGCCGCCAGGCCACAUAUGCACCCCUUGGCUUACAAGACCUGGGAUCCUAGCGACCAGUCCCUUCGGAGGCAAGCCUACGCCACCAAAGGGAGGAAUCUCAUGGGCGAUCCCACCGCCAGAGACCCACUGACCACACGGAGUCAGCACUAUUUACCCACACAGCCAUAUUUCAUCACUAACAGCAAGACAGAAGUGACUGUUUGAGAACAAAUUCCCUCUGGGCUCCUUUUUUAAAAAAUUAAAAAUAAAACAAAGAUCUGUCAGAGGACCACCAUGGAACAACUACAACAACAACAACCCAGGUUUAACUUGAAGGGAGGCAAGUCCAACGUCCCUGGUUGAAGACAGGUGGGGGCAUCUCUUCAAGGAAAGCACUUGUCAAAGACUGGGUCAGCGCUAUAUAGCAAUAUUCCGAAGUUUGCUGAAACUUUUCUAUUUCACCUGGGAAACUGACCCCCUUCCAACUGAAUUUCUCUUCCUUCUCCAAACUGAGAUCCAUGAUGAGAAAGUAGCACAAUUUAGAGACACCAUCCAUUGGCUUGAGAAAUCUUUCCGCCUUCCAGGAGGGGAGGGGAAGACUUUGAUACAGUCAGGAUUAUUCCUGUUAUUACGAGGAUUAUUAUUAUUUUGUUUUGCUACAACUUUUCAGAAUGUUCUCUAGUCACUCAAUCUAUGAACAACAGAAGGCUGAAACUGAGAGCAAAGACCGACAGGGCAUAAUCCUGAUGAGUGUCCGGUUGUUUUUGGUACCACCGCUUAACAAAGCAAGCAAGCAAGCAAAAAAAAAAACGUGGAGAUCACACAUCUCGCGUUACGAAAGAGCAGAGACUCUUGUGCAAACUUUACAAGACUGUUACCAUUCAAGGAAUUACUAAGACUUUCUCAUCAAUUGAAAAGCUUUGUGUUUUUCAGUCUUAUGUCAUCCGUUUUUCCAGAUUCGUACAGGCCAAGAGUGACAUGGUCAGGAACCCCUUAUCCUGCCCUAAACCCUUCAUCCCACAGCUGUGCACUCAAGUUAGUUUCUCUCCAGCCUGCUUGGCAUUUUUUUUUCUUAACCUAGUUAAUUAUUCCAAGUUUUCAAUUACUUUGGGACUGACAAUAACUAAGCGUGGGUGGUGCCUUUACUGUAUUAUUAAUGUUUGAUGACUGUCUUGUUUUUAAGUGAAAUCUGUACCGAUUUCAGAUGCUUCCCUCACCUCUAAGGCUUCUAUUCCCAAAUGUCCUUCUUUCUUUUCCUUUUUUUAAAGCUGAGAACGUCACAUUUUACAAUGGAUUUUGUGUUGUUUUGUUUGCAAAGCCUGGAAUUGUCAUUCCUUCAUGGUCUUUUCUCCUGUUGAAAACUGACUUCCUCUGCCCUCUGAUUUUCGGAGUAUUUUGUUGUUGCUGUUUAUGUUCCCUUAAAACUUGUUUAAGUCUGUUUUGAAUAUUUCUC
This is a messenger RNA of Crotalus tigris (Tiger rattlesnake), 2569 nucleotides long. It is a transcript of the gene SHISA9, whose product is annotated as shisa family member 9. The transcript is spliced from 4 exons. The coding region runs from base 40 to 1341 and encodes 433 amino acids. NCBI's taxonomy places the organism in Eukaryota, Metazoa, Chordata, Lepidosauria, Squamata, Viperidae. Gene Ontology annotation, biological process: regulation of AMPA receptor activity; regulation of short-term neuronal synaptic plasticity. The record is from RefSeq and is a predicted model, not a curated record. Gene Ontology annotation, cellular component: postsynaptic membrane; dendritic spine membrane; postsynaptic density.